Nicotiana tabacum (common tobacco) is the source of this 1779-nucleotide messenger RNA. Its product is annotated as ethylene-responsive transcription factor RAP2-12. The record is from RefSeq and is a predicted model, not a curated record. Gene Ontology annotation, molecular function: DNA-binding transcription factor activity; DNA binding. NCBI's taxonomy places the organism in Eukaryota, Viridiplantae, Streptophyta, Magnoliopsida, Solanales, Solanaceae. Gene Ontology annotation, biological process: ethylene-activated signaling pathway; regulation of DNA-templated transcription.
ACCAUAUUUAAGAGUUAUCGUAUCCCUUAGCAUAAUUCCUAACUCGUAGUAAGAUUCUUUCUCGGAAAAUCCGCAAUAAACAAACUUUCCCAAGAAAAUAAUAACUUAGCAAAAAGAAUGUGCGGUGGUGCCAUAAUCUCCGACUGCAUACCCCCACUCCGAUCAUCCCGUCGACUCACCGCCGACUUGUUAUGGGGUUGCUCCGAUCUGAACCAAAAGAAGAAUCCUUUUAAUUACCAAUACUCAAAGCCGUUGAGAUCUGAGGUUGUUGAUUUAGAUUAUGAUUUUGAGGCUGACUUUCAGGACUUCAAGGAUUGCUCUGAUGAUGAUGAGGACUCUUACAAGGUGGACGGACUCAAGCCAUUUGCUUUUUCUGCUCCUGAACAGUCUGGAGCUUCUGUUGGCUCCAAAUCCUUGAAAUCUGUUGAUUUAGACAAGGAAGUUGAGAAGUCUUCCAAGAGAAAGAGGAAGAAUCAGUAUAGGGGGAUCAGACAGCGUCCUUGGGGUAAGUGGGCAGCCGAAAUACGUGAUCCACAGAAAGGGGUCCGAGUCUGGCUUGGAACUUUCAAUACUGCAGAAGAAGCUGCCAGAGCGUAUGAUAUUGAAGCUCGGCGGAUCAGAGGCAAGAAAGCUAAGGUAAACUUUCCUGAUGAAGCUCCAGUGCCUGUCUCGAGGCAGGCUGGUAAGAUAAAUCCUCGGAAGGAGCUCUCUAACCCUGUUCUGUGCGACACCACUUUUGUGAACAACUUGGACUUUGGAUGUUAUGAUAACUUGGGCUUUUUUGAAGAGAAACCAACAAAACAUCUUGGCUAUCAAGAUUUGUGCCCUACUCCUGGAGAUAUGGGGCCUAACUCAUAUGUCCCUCCAGCUGCUGCUGGUGCUUACUUCAAUUCUGACCAAGGAAGUAACUCUUUUGAACCUUCAGAUUUUGGCUGGGGAGAAACGUGUUCAAGGACUCCAGAAAUAUCAUCUGUUCUGUCAGCUGCUGUAGAAAGUGAUGAAGCUCAAUUUGUUGAAGGUGCCUGCCCAGAGGAAAAACUUAAAUCUUGUUCCAACAUUUCAGCGCCUAACGAUGGGAACACAGCCCCCAAGCUAUCUGAAGAGCUUUCAACUUUUGAAUCCCAGAUGAAUUUCUUCCAAACCCAACAAUCGGAGGGAAAUUUGGAUGCAUCAGUUGAUGCCUUCCUCAAUGCAGAUGCAACUCAGGAUGUUGAAAAUGAAAUGGACCUUUGGUUCUUUGAUGAGCUUUCUUCUCUAAUGAGAGGUGUCUACUAAGCUAAGAAUGCUUCUAUGGGGACUCUUUGUAAAUAAAGCUUCACAUGAGUGAAGUUCUCUCGUCUCUCCUCUCGAAGCAAGACUGAGUUACUUGCUGUAAGCAUUUAUUUAAAACUUACCAGUUUGAUCUGUGUUUCGUUCUUCUUUUAGGCGUCUCUGGAGCAGGAGGAUGGCAAAGCAUUCAAGCGAUGAGUAGAUGUUGGUUAUAGACCAAUAGAUAGGUAAUUAGGUUAUUAACAACUGUAGAGAACAACGUGAAGAUUUCAACUUGGUUAUUUGCUAUGGCAAGUUGCUUUACAUGGUCUGUUCUUUGUAUUCAUUGUUAUGCAUAUGCUGGCUAAAUAUAGUUCACCUAGCCUGCUUGUCUGUGAGACUGACUGUAUUACAAUGCAUUUUGUUGGCUAUAGCAGUCCUGCAACAGAAAUUAAUUAAUGUAAGUGGAUGAUUUAAGCCGUAAAGGUUGAAAGCAGAGAUGCACGAUCUUUUGAUCGAUUAAGAAUUGAA